GCAAAAAUCAUCAUUCGAUCGAGUUUCAAACCCCCUCGAUCAUUUGAAGAAACCAGUGUGCAUUCAUCGCUGGUAGGAGUCGUUUGUUUCUCGAUUUUUGUGUUGAUUCCGUUGAAAUCUUCUUUCAGCUCUUGUAAAUAGGAACUCGAAAACCUAAAUAAAAAUGGAGCUGUACGGACGGAGCACGGGAAGAAACGGGUCACAGCCGGAUCAUACCCAACAACAAUCUGAAUGGAUACAGCCGGGGGCCGAAACGGGCCUUGAAGAAUCGAUGAGGCGGUUGGGGUUGUGGGKCGGAAGAGGAGAGUUUUAUCCGGAGCGACCUGGAAUGGCGGAUUGUGCUUACUAUAUGAGAACUGGGACAUGUGGAUAUGGUAGCAAGUGCAGAUAUAAUCAUCCUCCAGAUCGUAGUAGCUCGGCUGGAGGAGCUGCAAGAAGUGCAGGAGGAGGAGCUUACCCAGAGCGACCAGGAGAGCCUCCUUGCCAGUAUUAUUUAAGAACAGGCACCUGUAAGUUUGGUGCAUCCUGCAAGUUUCACCAUCCAAGACAUGCGGGUGGAUCACUGAGUAAUGUGCCGCUAAAUACUUAUGGAUAUCCAUUACGACCAGACGAGAAAGAAUGCUCCUACUAUUUGAAAACGGGGCAGUGCAAAUUUGGUAUAACUUGUAAAUUCCAUCAUCCUCAACCGACUGGCGAAUCCAUGCCAGCAUCUGCACGUCCAUUUUAUUCAGUGCAGUCUCCUUCAGCUCCUUCCCCGGAACAAUAUGUUGGUCCAUCAGCAGGCUAUAGGGUUGCAAGGCCUCCAUUAGUACCUGGUUCAUAUGCACCAGGUGCUUAUGGUCCCAUACUACUUUCCCCUGGCAUGGUUCCGUUACAAAAUUGGAGUCCUUACUCGGGACGUGUAAGCCCGGUCCUGUCUCCRGGUGCUCAACCUUCCAUGGCAGCAGGUUCUGUAUAUGGAGUGAAUUCUUCAGCGCCUCCAUUUGCAGCACCAUAUCGCCCCUUACCACCUUCUCCUGGCCCUCUGAGUAGUAGUCAGACUGAAAGAGUAUUUCCCGAGAGACCUGGCCAACCUGAAUGCCAAUACUACAUGAAAACUGGGGAUUGUAAGUUUGGGGCCUCUUGCAAGUAUCAUCAUCCACCAGACUGGGUAUUAUCAAAGGCAAAUUGUGUUCUCAGCGCCAUCGGUCUCCCACUGCGUCCGGGGGUGGAGCCGUGCAGUUUUUACAUGCAAAAUGGACACUGCAAGUUCGGGCSCACCUGCAAAUUUGACCAUCCACUUCCGGGUGCAGUUAACUACGGUCCAUCCGAUAUCCCAAUCGCACCAUAUAUGCUAGGAUCAUCUUCUCUUCCUGCUGUGGCUCCAUCGGUUACAUUCUCGGAAAGGUCCAAAAUGGAUCCUCAUUCAAGUAGUUCGGUCGGUUUGAUGUUUGGUCAGGGUCAAACGGGGCCCUCAGGUGACGUGCAGAUCUCGAGCCAAAGUUCUCCGCAGACAAGGUAGUCGAUAAAAUUGAAGCGUUAGAUUAUUGGGAUACCAGGAGCUGCAUUUUUCAGGUGUUACAUAUAUAUAUACUAAGAUAUAUAUAU
Messenger RNA from Cynara cardunculus var. scolymus (artichoke), 1587 nucleotides. RefSeq names its product zinc finger CCCH domain-containing protein 32. Gene Ontology annotation, molecular function: metal ion binding; mRNA binding. Bases 164 to 1501 code for a protein of 445 amino acids. The transcript is spliced from 7 exons. The record is from RefSeq and is a predicted model, not a curated record. Lineage: Eukaryota; Viridiplantae; Streptophyta; Magnoliopsida; Asterales; Asteraceae.